AUGUUCGCAGGCUUUAAGGGACUCAAAGCCUAUAUCAAGUCCACCGUGCAAUGGCUACAUAAGCAACCGUGCAACAGGACGCAAGGGAACUACAACACUGAACUUCCCAGCUACUACUUGCUACCCUCAGGUGAUCAGAUCCCAUCGGUUGCGCUUGGUGUCUCCAAGGCGAGCCCGGGUGAUGUUGGGCAGGCUGUCACCGCAGCUUUGAAGACUGGGUACAGGCACAUCGACGGUGCUUGGACAUAUCGGAACGAAGAAGAGAUUGGCAAGGCCAUCAAGGAAAGUGGCAUUCCUCGAGACCAGAUAUGGCUUACCUCAAAACUCUGGACUACCUUUCACGCACCGGACGACGUUGAGCCGGCCCUCGAUGAGUCUUUGACCAAGCUCGGCACAGAAUAUCUCGAUCUAUACAUCAUUCAUUGGCCCAUUGCGCACAAGAAGGGCGGCAAGGACGAGCUAGAUGUUGCUUUGACCGCGAAUCCAUACCCCACUUGGAAGAAGCUGGAAGAGAUGGUUGACAAGGGCAAGGUCCGCAACAUCGGUAUCAGCAACUUCAACAUUGGGAGGGUCAAGAACCUGACCGGCAAUCCACUCAAGUAUCAGCCGGCUGUGAACCAAGUGGAGCUCAACUUCUGGAAUCCGCAGCCCGAACUGAUCGAAUGGGCACGCGAUAACAAGCUUCUGCUCCAGUCAUUCUCGCCGCUCGGAGGCAGCAAACGGGCGAAGGAGACGCUCAAUGUGCCCGAGAUCACGGAAAUCGCGAAGAAGCUUAAUAUCACACCCGCCCAAGUCAUUAUCUCGUGGCACGUCCAGCGCGGCACCGUUGUCCUGCCUAAGAGCGUCACGCCCUCUCGUAUCGAGGAAAACUUCAAGAUCUUCGCCCUGCCCGGCGAUCUCUUUGACAUGCUUGAAACUGCUGCCGAAGGUAUUUGA
Messenger RNA from Phanerochaete carnosa HHB-10118-sp, 936 nucleotides. RefSeq lists its product as uncharacterized. NCBI's taxonomy places the organism in Eukaryota, Fungi, Basidiomycota, Agaricomycetes, Polyporales, Phanerochaetaceae. Gene Ontology annotation, molecular function: aldose reductase (NADPH) activity. The record is from RefSeq and is a predicted model, not a curated record. Bases 1 to 936 code for a protein of 311 amino acids. Gene Ontology annotation, cellular component: cytosol. The transcript is spliced from 7 exons.